This is a messenger RNA of Bicyclus anynana (squinting bush brown), 2601 nucleotides long. RefSeq lists its product as uncharacterized. The transcript is spliced from 4 exons. Lineage: Eukaryota; Metazoa; Arthropoda; Insecta; Lepidoptera; Nymphalidae. Gene Ontology annotation, cellular component: chromosome. Gene Ontology annotation, molecular function: chromatin insulator sequence binding. Gene Ontology annotation, biological process: regulation of transcription by RNA polymerase II. Bases 261 to 1553 code for a protein of 430 amino acids. The record is from RefSeq and is a predicted model, not a curated record.
UCGCUCGCUUCGGGAAAUCGGGAUUUAGCACCAGCGGGAAUGAGGAAUCGAAAAUAAGGACGUGAAUCGGAAUUCGGAUUCGGAAUUAGGAUUUAGGAAACUGCUUGUCAGUUGUCGCGCACAAAUCCUGUUUUGAAUCUGGACCACAAGCUAAAUUCCCAAGGAACAAGGAUACAGUUAAAAGUGUGAAGGAAGCCGCGAUUGAGACGAACAAAUGCUGUUUGAAACUUGGUGCUAGUUCAUAAGCUGCACCAAUAAAAAUGUUCCGCUCACCAUGGGACCAGUCCUGUGUGAAGCUGGACACGGCUCCGAGCAACGCGGACGAGGUGUUCGGCUGUGACAUCUGCUCCGACGGCGGCUGGACCAGUGAGACUGAGGUUGAGCUGCAUAAGACUAAGAAGCACUAUACUAAAGAGUUUAUGGAUGAGAUCAAGAUGCAGGAAGAUUACUGCUAUAUAUGCAUAAAGAGUUUCUCCAGCAAGGAGGACAUGAUGAAGCACAUCAGAACAGAACACCUCCUCAGCAGUCCGUGCUCGUACCGGGUAGAGAGGCAGACCUUUGUUUGCGACUUGUGUAGCGCCAUCUUCUUCAACAAACAGAACUUGGUCAUACAUUUGAAGUAUGGCCACUUGGAGAAUUCAGUGCACAAACUUAUCAAAUGCGUGCUAUGCCUCAGAAAUAUCCAAAUCCGGAACAUAUCGGCUCACUUCUACAUGCACAACAUACAAAGCGUGUCCACAUGCAGAAUAUGUUUGCACAAGUGUCACAACUGUAAAGCUCUGAAAGAGCACAUGAAAUCACAUCCAUUGUAUCUAAAAUGUGAAAUGUGUUUCUUUGAAACAAGUAGACUAGACGCCUUCCAAAACCACAUAGUCACUAGCCACAAGAAAAACAACGCUACAGUCACAGAUGAGAAAACAAAAGAUAAUGCUAAAAAAGCUACAGCCAGCAAAACAAAUGAUAAUGGAAAAUCAAAAAGAAAUUUAGUGAACACUGAUAAUACAAAUACAAUUAUGAUGAAAGACAGUGAUGAUGAUAUGACGGGUGAUGAAUAUCUCACGGUGAUAGAAAUAUGUGAUGAUGAUCCAUCACAGCAAAAUAAAAAUUUAGCUAUAGCUGACAUUAAAAUCGAGAAUGAAAAUUUAAAUCUGACUGAACUAAAACAGGAAUCUAUAGAUGAUGUAGAUUUAAACAUACUGAAAGAGGAAUUGAUAGUAAAAGACAAUUUUAUGAUAGAUGAAAAUAUUGUAAAGCAAGAAAGAGAUGAUGAUUUUAAAAGAUAUUUCAUACCGAAAAUGCCAGCUUAUGUGAAACUCCAAAGGGUAGCUGGUAUAAGGGGUAUAAAGUUAUCAAAUGAUGUCCGCAUCUGUGUGUUGUGUAGAGAAAUCUGUGUUACUUCCGAUGAAAUGAAGAGCCAUGUGGAGGAACACAAGAAGGUGAUGAAGACAAAUAAGGAGAACACAUAUGAAUGCUCAUGUGGAGAGAGUUUCACUAACAAGGUUUUGUUGAAGCACCAUGCGUUUAAAACUAAACAUGUUAUAGGCAAGUUUUAAUGAACAGCCAUUUUUUUAUAUUUAAAUUGUCAUCAUCAUCAUCAUCUAUAUGUAUAUAUUCAUAUAUAUAUUAACAUUUAACGAGGUAAAUUUCGUGCUAUUGUAGGGAGUAAUCUCUGGAUCUACUAACCCAAUUUUCAAAAUCCUUUACCAUUUCAAAACCACGUUAUUUGCCAAUGUUAUAGGGUAGGAUAUCUUAUACCUUAUUCUCACGGGAACGGGAACUGCGCGAGUGAAACCAUGGGGCGUCGGCUAGUCAAAAAAAUAAUUCUAAUUCGAAUCCGUAGAUUAUUAGGUAAAAACUAUUCCUUAUCACAAUAAAGAAGGUCAUUAAUAUGAAUAAAUAAAUGAAAUGGUCCUAGUAUAGCUCCUUGAGAGACUCUUUAUGUUUACAACAGACCCAGUAGAUCUCAUCUAAUUUAUCUUAAUUUUUUUUUUUAAUUCAAUGACGAGUUUUUUGAAGGCCUUCGUGGCACAGUACGGUGGAUUUACAAGACGGAGGUCCUGGGUUCGAUCCCCGGCUGGACCGAUUGAGGUUUACUUAAUUGGUCCAGGUGUAGCUGGUGGGAGGCUUCGGCCGUGGCUAAUUACUAUCCUACCGGCAAAGACGUACCGCCAAGCUGUUUUUGAAAAACUAUUCAAAUCAGUUUUAGAUAGGUGGUAUACUAGUAGUAACUAGUAGUGACUAGUAGACGCCGCGCGGUUUCACCCGCGUGGUUCCCGUUCCCGUAGGAAUAUGGAGAUAAAAUAUAGCCUAUAGCCUUCCUCGAUAAAUGGACUAUCUAACACCGAAAGAAUUUUUCAAAUCGGACCAGUAGUUCCUGAGAUUAGCGCGUUCAAAAAAACAAACAAACUCUUCAUCUUUAAUUAGUAUAGAUUACAGGACAUCCUGUAUAUUUCUGGUUCUAAACCAUAUUCCACGCGAUAAAGUUGCGAAUGUCCGCCACUUGUACUAAUUAUUGUAAAAAGUUGUGUAUUAUUUUAAAAUUAUAAUAUUUUUUUUUAAAUAUUAAUGAAUGAAUCAAUAAAACUAUGUGGUUUAGAUGUA